CUUGAUCAUGGACAACUAUGACCCCUCCAGUGCAGCUUAUAAGAAGGCCAGGCGACAGUACUUGAAGACGACAAAGAAUAGAACUAAAGACUUAGAUGCAGAAUGGACCCCAUUCCGAGCAGCGGAGAAAAGAUAUAAAGCACGCUUCCCUCCUCCCGAUCUUAGCCACGUCCUAGAUUUAACAACAGCCACCUGUGAUGCUGAGACACUGGCCAGUGGUCAAAGUUUUUAUUGCAACGGGGUUGAGAUCAAACUUCUUGAUACGAAUGAAUCGACGUCUUCUGGCGUCGGUAAAGCAUUUUCUGUCCCCCGCGUACCAGGUCUUGUUAUACUUCCAUCCUUUGUUUCCCCGCAGGAUCAGCGACGACUAGUGCGAUGGGCUCUUCGUGACCAUGCACGGCAUCCCAAUGAAACAAACCUUGACGCUCAUUACAUCCUGCCCGACGAAGGAUUAUGGAACGCACAUCUUAAUUCAGAUGCACCUUUGGUCAGAAUACGAGCAUGUCCAGAGUCGUCAGACACAGAAUACGGAAACUCUGGACCAAGGCAAUUGGUCUCUAAUACACCGGCUGAUCCCGCCAAUUUUCAGUCGAUGUUGCGUUCACCGAAGCCUCCGCCCGCGCCGUCUCCGACUGUUUCGCCAGCCUCCCCCACUGCACUUAUUUCAAAGUUGCGCUGGGCAAAUAUCGGAUGGUCAUAUCAUUGGGGUAGUAAGCAGUAUGACUUCACCAAGGGGAAAGGUCGUGUCGACAAUGAAAUCGGAGCCAUAUGCAAGCGGGCUGUCUCCAGUGUUAACUGGAAAGAAGUAUUUGGUCAAUCGGAUGAGGAAGGAUGGGGUGAUGAAAAUUGGAGAAGUUGGCAUGAGACAUAUGAACCUGAUGCUGGCAUCGUUAAUUACUAUCAAAUCAAGGACACUCUCAUGGCACACGUAGAUCGCUCGGAAGUCUGUGCUACGUCACCUCUAGUUUCGAUAUCGCUGGGCAACGCCGCUAUCUUCCUCAUCGGUGGUCUCACUAGAGACGUGGAGCCAACGGCGAUUCUUCUUCGCUCGGGUGAUGUUGUGAUAAUGUCAGGACCUGCUUGUAGACGGGCCUAUCACGGCGUUCCCCGUAUCUUGGAGGACACUCUGCCUGAUCACUUCUCCCUAAAAGCGGAUGGCGAAGGAUUCUCUAGUUGGACAUCAUAUGAUUUAUACAUGCGGACAACUCGGAUUAAUAUCAAUGUCCGACAGGUCUUUCCAAAGGGGUUCGAUCCUGGCCUACGAGUGGAGAAUUAAUGAUAUGAUAUUUUUAGUGUCGUUAAACCACUGCAUAAUUCCACUUAUUUAAUCUUCGUUAAUUACCCAUCGCUGAUUAUGGAUAGAGUGGAGAACGCCUUUUACUUUGACAGGCCACGAG
Suillus subalutaceus is the source of this 1397-nucleotide messenger RNA. RefSeq lists its product as uncharacterized. NCBI's taxonomy places the organism in Eukaryota, Fungi, Basidiomycota, Agaricomycetes, Boletales, Suillaceae. Gene Ontology annotation, cellular component: nucleus; cytoplasm. The record is from RefSeq and is a predicted model, not a curated record. Bases 8 to 1276 code for a protein of 422 amino acids. The transcript is spliced from 6 exons.